Molecule: messenger RNA, 417 nt
Organism: Pipistrellus nathusii (Nathusius's pipistrelle)
Lineage: Eukaryota; Metazoa; Chordata; Mammalia; Chiroptera; Vespertilionidae
Source: the annotation of a GenBank genome assembly
AUGUUGUUCUCUUUUACAGAUAAAGGCAGCAGGCUCAGAGAGAUGAAGUCUGCUGCUCAAGAUCACAUAGCUAGAAUACAGCAGAGCCAGAAUUCAGAUUCAUUUCUGAUUCUUAUUCCAGUGCCCUUUCCAGCAUACCAUGUUGCCUCUAAAGUUGCCUCCUUAUUUACUGGAAAACUGUUUCUGUCCACUCCACACCCUCCCACCCCAUCCUUUCUUAAGCGCUAUGUUUGUGUUUUCAUCAGGAUUACAUUCACUGUCUUUGGAAUCCAUGUUCUUAUUUGUGUUUGGGGGGGGGGGGGGGAAUUCUUCCACCAGCUUGUACUCAGAUCAACUUGGAAAAAAAAAAAAAGCAUAAAUGCUGUUGCAGAUGUACAACUUAAAAAAUGUGAAGUUUGUAGCUUUAACUUUUUGUAA